Molecule: messenger RNA, 6303 nt
Organism: Ostrea edulis (European flat oyster)
Lineage: Eukaryota; Metazoa; Mollusca; Bivalvia; Ostreida; Ostreidae
Product: Krueppel homolog 1-like
Exons: 4
Coding region: 2160-3581 (473 amino acids)
Source: RefSeq, a predicted model, not a curated record
CCUCACAAUCAGUCUGUGACACAUAUAUACAGUGUCCGGGGCUGUCCUCACAAUCAGUCUGUCUCACAUAUAUACAGUGUCCGGAGCUGUCCCCACAAUCAGUCUGUCUUACAUAUAUACAGUGUCCAGGGCUGUCCGGACAAUCAGACCAUUUCAUAUACAUGGGUAUAGUUUGUCCACAAUCACAAUUUUCACACUGUUUGGGAUGUACAUGUAAUUCUUACACUUGGCAGUGAAAUUUUGCUCGAGUUUAGAAUCAAGUGUAUAUAGAUUAUAUAUGUAUUUCAUUUGUAUUGUAUAAUUUCAGCCAUUGCUUUCUUAGAAAUGAAAUCCCUCAAAAGAAAAGAGCUACUUGUCAAAAAGUUCAUGUGAGGAAAUGUGUAUGGUGAACUGUCUAUGAUGAGACAAAAAUAAUAGUCACAGGAAAUCUAAUUUUUUUGUAAAGAAAAUAUAUUUAUUUUUAAUUUGAUAACAAAGUAUUGAUUUCUGUGCAUGUGUGUGUAACCUUGAAAUUAACGAACAUUUGUGUAACACACACAUAGCUUCCUGGAUUCCAUAAUUAACUUAUGAGAAAAAAACGAACCAAAAAUAAAAAACAAAUGAAAAAACAAAAAAUAACAAAAAUAGCAAUAAAAAAAGUAUAAAGCAAUUCAGAUUUAAUUUUAAAGUUCACAGAAUACAGCCCUUGGAACAGUUUGGUAUGACUAAUGGUCCAUAUUUUUGUAUAUGCACCUUGAUACCUGUCUGUCUCUGUACAGGUAAACACAGGUAAAACUGAGUGACAUUUUAUAGAUACACUGGCCAUACAACAACAAGAGAAAGUCUGGUGGCAAAUAUUUAACCGGGCACUGGGGACAAAUUUAAAUUGAAAUGUACAUUUUUAUAAAAAAAACGGCAUCACUCAAGCGUGUAGGAUGUAUAUUUUCAAAACAGAGUGAGCUGGAUUUGGGUGGUGAUAGAAAGUUCAUGGGGUUUUGUUUAGUCUGAGAAUUUCUACCAGAGACCAUGUGACAAUGAGCUGUCAUGUGAAAUGUGGGAUUUAUUCAAACAUUUGAUUACAUAAACUUGAAGGAUUCUUUUAGCCAUGGAGAUGUCUGAAUCUACGAAGCAUUUUUCUGUGUCUUGGUUAACAUGCUAAUCUCCAGUGUUAGGCUCUUAAUCGAAAAAUGCAUUCAGAAAACUGCACAUGAUUAUGAAAAAAAAAUUGAUUUGUGCAAGUUUGUGUGUUAGUCGACAGCCUGUCAAAAGAAGUAAUAGAAGAAUGUGCUUCAAAUUUGUAUUAUGCAAUACACAAUUUAACUAGUAGUGAUGGAGGAUAUUGAUAUCAGAAAAUUCAACUCAAUAUUUGAAUGCAGUAGAUUUUGAUAAAAAUAGAUGUGUGCAGGAGAUGAAAUUGAUGGAAUGUGCAUGAUUUAGAAUGCGAUAUCUGUGUAUCAUUAACUACAGAUAGCAGAUAUUUAUUCUUCCUGAUGAAGACGAGAUGUGAAAACUUUUAAUAUAUUUCUCCAAGCUUGAAAUGGCAUGCAUAAUAUUACAUCACUGUGUUUCAAGAGAAACGUGAAACAAUUUUGUCAGAUUCUUCGAUCGAUGCAAUUAAAUCUGGAUUAAUUGAAGAGAGUGAUCAAUUAAAAUGCAGGUUUUACAGUGUUACAUAAUAGUGUAUGGAAAUUUACAUUUGUGAUCAAUAUACCAGCAAUCCAAAAUCCUGUGUGAUAUAUAUUUUCAAGUUUUUAAUGGAUGUGGCAAUUUCAUUUUAUUUUCUUUGCCAAGAAUUGCUGAUGAUUGAUGCAUUGAAGUUACGUAAUAGCUGUUUUAAAUAAAAAACUUAGUGCUCUCAAGAGAAAUUAAUGUGUAAAAAAAGCAGCACUUAUUGAAAAAACAACUCAAAUGAAUCUUUCAAAUGGGGAUCUAGUUUGUGACUGAAAGUACCUGACGAUUGAUUGUAUAUGACAAAUGACAAAUCGAGUUUGGUUCCAUAAGGACUUGAAUGCCCUCUGUAAAAUGAUGGCUUACUGUAUAAUGGUCAAACGAUGAAAAAUCUGUAUAAAGAAUAGCCAAGUGCAAAAUUGAAUGUGAAUCCAGACAGAAAAUAAAAAGUUGGAAUUCAAGGAAAAACUUUACACCGGCUGUCUGUGUUUGGUCUCUUUUGACCUACAUGUAUGAUGGACCCAUGGUUUGAGAAUUUUAAGCUGUUGCUAACCUACUGGUUAAUGUCUGCUAACAGGGACAGCAUGACGGAGGCAGCCACUGCAGUGUCAACGCUUCUGUCGUACGGACAGCAGCAGGCUCAACCCCCUCAGCCCCUACCCCCGGGAAGGCCGUCCUACAGCCUGCCCUCAUUGGGAGCAAUGUCGCUUUCGGUAGACAGUCCCAACAGCGUCUCGCAGUUUCCCAGGAAUCCGCAGGACCUGAGCCUGCGUCACCCUGCGGACAGCUCUGAUAUGGCCACAGACAACCAUCAGCUGACCUCAAAUGACCAGCAAUAUAUGGAGGUCAAUUCCAGCAUCCAUCCUGACCGGACACACAUCUGUCCUAACUGUAGCAAGGGCUUUAAGAGCAAGCAGCAGUUGGCUCAGCAUACAUUGGUGCACAGUGGGAUACGCAAACACAUAUGUUCCUUCUGUGAUAAAGGAUUCAAGCAGCUCUGUCACUUGCAGCAACACCUAAGGAUACACACAGGUGAGAAGCCGUAUCGGUGUUGUUUUGAUGGUUGUGAGCGGGCCUUUGCUCAGAUGGCCAAUCUCCAUCACCACAUGAGGAACCAUGAGGACCAUGUGAAAAAAGCAGCUAACAAACAGUACCAGUGUUCUGUCUGUAGCCGAGCCUACACCAAUGAAAGCAGUCUAAAAAACCACACCAUUAAGAUGCAUGUAAAUGUGCGUCCCUUUGAAGGCCCCUAUCCACUUCCAUACAAACCACGGAAACCACGCCAGUCCAGUACUAAUAAUUCCAAAGCAGAUCUGACCAAGGACAAGGGAAGCUCUGUACCACUGUCCUUCAUUAGUGACCCAAGGACAUCAAACUUUAGUCGUUUUAUUGACCUUCACAAGGACACUUUGUCAAGGCCACUUGAAUCAAAUCAACUUUCGCCCAACAUGUCCUCUGAACAAUCUAGCAAUAUAUCGUCCACUACACUUCUGUCCUCGUCUCCUCAUGUGCAGACGUCGCUGAUGCCACCACAUUCUCUCCCCCCGCUGUCUCUCAUAUCUUCCACCAUGUCCCCCUCCCUGAUGUCACCAUCAUUUAUAUCUCAUCUUCAACAUAAUGCACAGAACAGUGCAGGACAUCUGAACCACCUGCUGCCAUCAACGAGACCCACCCCACAAGAACACCACCAGUCCUCGCCACAUCUACCGCACACCAGCAGUAGUUCUCGUGUUACACCCACCUCUCAAGACCAGAGAUCCACUCCCCAACAAUCACCAUCUUCAUUGGCCAAUAGUGAAUCGACCUUACCACGUAAGGAAGCAGCAGAACCAUCCUCCAGUCACAGUGUUCACUAUCACUCUCCCCUACCCCACCCCCUCCCCUUACAACAAAACUCCCUCCUAACUCUGUCCACACGACUAAACAUGUACUAGCUUCUGAUGACCCGCAUACCAUUACAGGUCAGCUUGAUGGUCUAUCAAUAGAACAAAUUUUAGUCUGUUAAUUUUGAAUUUUUUUUGUAUUGUGAACCAUUGCUAUGUACAUACAUAUAUAUAUAUCAGCUUUGUAAUUUUUACUUAGAAAUUGGAUUUAUUUUUAUGCUACUGGGUAGCAUAGAUUUGUGUGUUUACAAGUGUAACAGGGUUCAGAGUUUUGUAUGCAUUUGAAUAGUGAUUGUCAAAUAACAUAAAUGUGAUUGCGAACAUGUUCGUUUGAGAUUUGCAAUUAAGCUUGUUUGUAAACAUAAUUUUUAAAUGAAAUUUGGUGCAGAUGUUUCAGUAGUGCUGUUGUGUAUUAUUAAUAUUGUAGAUAAUCAUGUUGGAUGAAGAAAAAUCUUAAUAUAUUUGUAUUUUCUAUAGGAGAGGUGUGUACGGUUCUAAGGCUUGUAACGAUCUUAAAAUGAUUAACGUAUGAAUUUUGCCUAUUUUAUAUAUCUAAUAGCAUAUAAAAUCAGCAAUGACUUAAAUACAUCUUUUUCUUACAAUCAUCUUUCAGUGAUUACAUAUAUACAUAACAUUUUAAUGUGGUCUAAACUAAUGCAAUUUUACUUAAUCAUGCCGUGAAGUCUUUUCAUGUUCGAACGAUGAUGGAGACGAAGACUGAGCUCAUUCUCGGUGUCCAGAUGUUCACACAAGUUUUUGUCCGCAUGUUUGUAAGUUUGGAUAACAUUUUGUAUUUUGUGUUUUAGGAACCACUUCUAUGCAAGACUUCUAUAAUUUCCACUUCUCUGUCGUUGAAAACAUGAUCCAAAAUGUAUAUCAAAGAAGAGGUUUUUAAUGUACACUGGGUUACUUCAUCGUCAUAAUGGCCGACUUCCUUCUGAAACUUGAAUGAAAAUAUAAAUAUCAGCAAUACAUGUAUAUUCCUUUUUUAAAUCAAAUAGCCUAGCUGGGUAGCUCAGUAGGGUUGUGUGAUUUUUUUGUUUAGAAAAAGUACAAUUAUAGGUUGCAUCCCAUUCCAAAUUUUCUGGACACCUCCCCCCUCCCUCCCAAAAAUCACUAAUUUAAAAGUAUAGUAUAAAAUUUUUAUGAAUUUUGAUUAUAUAAAAAUUAUGAAUAUGUUCCAGUCCUCAACUUUUUGAACAAUGAACUUCUUAUUUUCACUUAGUAUCUAUUUGGGGGAGGGGUGGGGGGUGAGGGGUGCUCAAUAUUUUAUCAAUAAACUUGAUAAAAAAUGGUUUAAUCUGAUCAGCUGGUACAUUUUAUGCGGACUGUAUUUCAGGUUCUAACAACAGACCAUCAGUCUCUAUGAUACACUAUAUGUACAGAUGAUGUGUGAUGUGUUGUUUUAUCGUUGUAGAUUUUUAUUGAUGUUUUAUUUAUUCUAAAUUGUUGACAACAUUUUUGUUUUAUAGAAUCUCCUUGUUUUCAUAAUUGUCUGGAUCAGAUAGAUCUAGUCGGCUCUGAGAGAGGUUUUCCUUUGUCUGGAUCAGACAGAUCUAGUCGGCUCAGAGAGGUUGUCCUUUGUCUGGAUCAGACGGAUCUAGUCGGCUAUGAGAGAGGUUUUCCUUUGUCUAGAUCAGAUGGAUCUAGUCGGCUCUGAGAGAGGUUGUCCUUUGUCUGGAUCAGACAGAUCUAGUUGGCUCAGAGAGGUUGUCCUUUGUCUGGAUCAGACGGAUCUAGUCGGCUCUGAGAGAGGUUGUCCUUUGUCUGGAUCAGAUGGAUCUAGUCGGCUCUGAGAGAGGUUUUCCUUUGUCUGGAACAGAUGGAUCUAGUCGGCUCAGAGAGGUUGUCCUUUGUCUGGAUCAGACGGAUCUAGUCGGCUAUGAGAGAGGUUUUCCUUUGUCUAGAUCAGAUGGAUCUAGUCGGCUCUGAGAGAGGUUUUCCUUUGUCUGGAAAAUCUUUUUUGGAACCACUGUUUAAUUUUAGAUAGAGACUUACUACAUUUUAGGAUGAUUCACCAAACUAGGAAGGCUGGAAUACUUACAUUUCAAAUCUCAGUAAAAUGAAACAAAAACAUGCUAUGGUGAAUCAGUUGUAGGGUUGUUUUUCCCUGGUCCCUUUGGGGUGGAAGAAAUGCCGUCUUUAGUCACACAGCUCCAUUGUUUUUGAAUAUGAAUCCACCCAGAAGAAGAGUAAAGUUAUAAUAACAUAAAUACAGUUGGGUAUACAAACACUAUUCACUUUUCUGACUAGGUAUAUAGCUUUCUUAAGGACACACUGUUAAAAUGUUAGUGACCCCCCCCCAUACACACACACACAAAUAUACAAGUAAUUCAUUUUUUUAAAAACUCAGUAGCUUCAGUGGAUUUCGUCCCUUUGGGCCCCCACCAGGGUUUUGAACAAAGCCCCCUAAAUCCCUUAUCUUUUACUGCAGCCCUCCUCAACCUUCCCAUCAAACAGAAAUUUCUGGAUUCGCCUCUGAUGUGCAUCUGUCUGGUGAGCUAUGCGAGCCUGUGAUGUGUAUCUGUCAGGUGAGCUAUGCGAGCCUGUGAUGUGUAUCUGUCGGGUGAGCUUUGCGAGCCUGUGAUGUGUAUCUGUCGGGUGAGCUUUGCGAGCCUGUGAUGUGUAUCUGCCGGGUGAGCUAUGCGAGCCUGUGAUGUGUAUCUGUCAGGUGAGCUUUGCGAGCCUGUGGCCUUGUGUCUCUUGUCUCAGCUGAUUACCAGACUGCUUCAUUCUUUCAUAAUAUGUGUUAUGAAAUAAAAACAAAAAGACG